AUGGAAAAUUCAGGUUUAAUUGAUCAAAUAGAUCUCAAUCAGAGUAUUGAACCAUAUAGUAUAGACAACCUAUAUCACUCGACGACGACGAACAACAUUGAAGCAAUCGACGACGAAAAUCAUCAAGAUUCACUGAUAAUAGAUCUCAAUAAUACACCAACUGUUGAAGGUAAUAUGGUUCUGUUUCAUGAUAAGAUAGAAAAUCAAUUUGGCGAGCAAUAUCCUACUUCAUUUGUUUCAAGUGAUGAAUCUAAUUCAGCUGUCAUUCCAGGUUCAAUUAGCCAAUCACUGAAUAAACAUGAAAUUGGAGGAGUUUUACUUGGACAAGUAAGAUCAACAUUGGAUGAUAUACAUGAGCUAUAUUGUCAGCAUGCUGCUAUAGUAGGAUUCAGUGUUAGAAAAUCCAAAAACAGAAAAAAGAAGGGACAUCAGUUGUGCAUCAAAAGUACUAUGUCUGCUCUGCUCAAGGGAAAAGAAAUACCAAAAUCAAAGAAAAACAGAGCAAGGAUGAACACUGAAGGACAUUAUGAAAUUGUGCAGCAUGUUAUAAAACACAAUCAUCCACUUACUAGAGAACCAUUAAAUUACCUUCAUAGAUCUGAGCGUCAGAUGAGUGAUCCAAAGAAACAAACCAUACAAGCUAUGCAAGAGUGUGGGCUGAGGCCAAUAGAUUCAUUCCGAUAUAUGAGUACAGAAGCAGGUGGUGAAGAUGUAUUGGGUCAUUCCAUGAAGGACCACUUCAACUGCUAUUAUAAACUCAAAAUAAAACCAAUUGAGGGAAAGGAUUCACAAAAAGUUGUUGAUAACCUUUAUGAGCAGAUGCAAACAGAUAGUAACUUCUUCUUUAGAGUAAGAUUGAAUGAUGAAGGAAAGGACAAACAAGUAUUAAUAUUUUGUGCACCAUUUGUAGGAAUUAAUAACCAUUGGAAAAACACAAUGUUUGCAUGUGCAUUUCUUGCAGAUGAGACAAUACCAUCAUUUGAAUGGCUUUUUGAAACAUUCAAGAAGUCAAUGAAAGGUAAAUGUCCAAUAACUAUAUUCAGCGACCAAGAUGCUGCAAUUGCAGGAGCAAUAAAAAAGGCUUUCCCAACAUCAAGACACAGGCUAUGUUUAUGGCAUUUGAGUCAAAAUGCAAACCAACAAUUUGGAUUGAUGAAAGCUGAUAAGGAAUUCAAGAACAUUUUUCACAAGUGUCUCAGUGGUUGCAUUAAAACAACAGAAUUUGAACAAAAUUGGACCACAAUGACAACAAAAUACAAACUAGAAGAUGAUCGCUGGUUCAACAGAUUGUAUAGUUUGAAAGAAAAAUGGUGUACAACAUUUAGCAAAGACUUCUUCUCUGCUGGAAUACUGUCUUCACAGAGAAGUGAAAGCGCAAACCAUGCUAUUGGGUUUAAGGCAAGCAAAACCACUAGCUUAAGUGACUUCUUUUCAAUAUUCCAACAGACAGUAAUAAGGUGGAGAAGACAGGAAGAAAGGGAUGAUUUUGACUGUACAAAAGGAAUACCAAAAUCAGAUCUCUGCAUGAGUCCACUAUUAAAACAUGCUGCUUUAGUGUACACACAUACUCUUUUCAGAGAUUUUGAGGAUGAAUUCAAACAUGCAAUGGCAAGUGCAAUUGAACUAGUUAGUACACAAGGGAACACUGUGACAUAUAGAGUUUUCCUCAAUGGCAUUGAUGGUUCUUCUCAACAAGUCUCAUUCAAUUACCCAGAGAUGACAAUUGAGUGUGGAUGCAGAAAUUUUCAAGAAUCAGAACCAGCUAGAGCAGUGAUAGAGGAAAGUUUCAAGAAAACAAAUUCAAGAAUUGAAGAAUUAAUAAAGAUAGAAGAAGCAAAAACAUCAGCAGAAAAAGCUAAAGCUCAUGGAAAGCAUUACAAGAAGCAGCUGCAGCAUUACAAGCUAAUGAGAGUCAGAAAACAACGCACAAGAAUCACCACCAAUACCAACAGUUUGGAUCCAGAUAGAGCAGUCACAAAAGGAAGAGCAACAAGCGAAUAA
This is a messenger RNA of Beta vulgaris subsp. vulgaris (sugar beet), 2001 nucleotides long. RefSeq names its product protein FAR1-RELATED SEQUENCE 5-like. NCBI's taxonomy places the organism in Eukaryota, Viridiplantae, Streptophyta, Magnoliopsida, Caryophyllales, Amaranthaceae. The record is from RefSeq and is a predicted model, not a curated record. Bases 1 to 2001 code for a protein of 666 amino acids. Gene Ontology annotation, biological process: regulation of DNA-templated transcription. The transcript has 7 exons.